AUGCGUCAGAGAGGCAUCUUCCGUCACCGCCUGCAGCAGCAGCAGCAGCAGCAGCAGCAGCAGCAAGCAGUUAGUUACGCAGAGGCUGCAGCAGCAGCAGCAGCAGCAGCAAGUAAUUACGCAAACGCUGCAGCAGCAGCAGCAGCGAGUAGCUACACAAAGGCUGCAGCGACGCAGGACGCAGCGGCAGCUGUUGCUGCUUGCUUCAUGCAAGUGGAUCAAGCAAGCAGCAGCAGCAGCAGCAGCAGCAGCAACAGCAGCAACAGCAGCACGGCAAGCAGCAUCACUAACACAACCACCACUACUAGAAGCAGCAGCGGGAGCAGCAACAGCAGCACAAUCAGCAGCAGCAGCAAAAGCAGUUGCAGCAUCAGCAAAAGCAGCAGCAGCACUAUCAGCAGCAGCAGCACCAUCAUUACCAUCACCAGCAGCAAAUCAUCAUCUUCAGCAGCACAAUCAGCAGCAGCAGCAGCAGCACAAUCAUCAGCAGCAGCAGCAGCACAAUCAGCAGCAGCAGCAGCAAACCUUUGCAGCAAGUUUGAGUGCAGUGAGUUUGAUGGUGCCGUGCAGAAGACACUUCUCAGCAGCAGCAGCAGCACUAUCAGCAGCAGCAGCAGCACUAUCAGCAGCAGCAGCAGCGGCAGCAGCAAACCUUUGCAGCAACAGCAGCAGCAGCACUAUCAGCAGCAGCAGCAGCACUAUCAGCAGCAGCAGCAGCACUGUAAGCAGCAGCAGCAGCAGCAGCAGCAGCAGCAGCAGCAGCAGCAGCAGCAGCAAACCUUUGCAGCAAGUCUGAGAGCAGUGAGUUUGAUGGUGCCGUGGAGAAGACACUUCUCAGCAGCAGCAGCAGCAGCAGCACUAUCAGCAGCAGCACUAUCAGCUGCAGCAGCAGCAGCAGCAGCAGCAGCAGCAGCAGCAGCAGCAGCAGCAGCAGCAAACCUUUGCAGCAAGUCUGAGUGCAGUGAGUUUGAUGGUGCCGUGGAGAAGACACUUCUCAGCAGCAGCAGCAGCACUAUCAGCAGCAGCACAAUCAGCAGCAGCACUAUCAGCAGCAGCAGCAGCACUGUAAGCAGCAGCAGCAGCAGCAGCAGCAGCAGCAGCAGCAGCAAACCUUUGCAGCAAGUCUGA
Molecule: messenger RNA, 1128 nt
Organism: Eimeria necatrix
Lineage: Eukaryota; Apicomplexa; Conoidasida; Eucoccidiorida; Eimeriidae
Exons: 2
Coding region: 1-1128 (375 amino acids)
Source: RefSeq, a predicted model, not a curated record